CAAAAUAUAUGUUUACAAGUACAUAAUGUACAUAUCUCAAAUAUAUUAAGUGUAUAAUCUAUGAGUAUGAUACAAACUAGUUAAAAUUUAUACACACAUUAUAAUAUGUUUAUAUUAAACUCUAUGAAUUAAAGUAAUAUUCUUCAAGUAUGGGUCAAGGAAAAAGCCAAUUUACAGAAGAAGAACUACAAGACUAUGAGGAUCUCACGUACUUUACGAAGAAAGAAGUAUUGUAUGCUCACCAAAAAUUCAAAGCUCUGGCACCUGAGAAAGUUGGGCACAAUAAAAAUGCUAAAUUACCUAUGGCCAAAGUGCUCACAUAUCCAGAACUUAAAGUGAAUCCAUUCAAAGAUAGGAUAUGUAAGGUGUUCAGUUCCAGUAAUGAUGGAGAUUGCACCUUUGAAGACUUCUUGGACAUGAUGUCAGUUUUCAGUGAGAUGGCUCCUAAAGCAGUAAAAGCUGAACAUGCAUUUAGGAUAUUUGAUUUUGAUGGUGAUGACAUGAUAGGCGUAUCAGAUUUACGUGAAGUAAUACAGCGUCUGUGCGGACCGGAGUUAAAACUAUCAGACUCAGAAAUACAACAACUGGUGCAGAAUGUUUUGGAAGAAGCAGAUCUUGAUGAUGAUGGAGCUCUCUCCUUUGCUGAGUUUGAACAUAUCAUAGAUAAGAGUUCUGAUUUCUGCCAUGCAUUCCGAAUCAGGCUUUAAGAAAUUUCUACCAACAUGCAAUAUUAUCCAUGUCACAAAAAUGCUCACAAUAUUUUAAUCUCAAAUUCUAUUUAUAUAUUAUGGCUAUUUUAUAAAUCAAUUAUUUUAUAGCUGAUUUACUUUCGUACCUUUUUGGGAGUUGUUGCAUAAUCAAUUGGUAUUUACAUUUUUUUGUUGUUUUCCAAAGUAUUUGGUUAUUUUUGAUUAUAAUUGUAGC
Bombyx mori (domestic silkworm) is the source of this 924-nucleotide messenger RNA. Its product is annotated as calcium and integrin binding protein CIB. Lineage: Eukaryota; Metazoa; Arthropoda; Insecta; Lepidoptera; Bombycidae. Gene Ontology annotation, molecular function: magnesium ion binding; calcium ion binding. The record is from RefSeq and is marked provisional.